GACUCAUAAUGAGCGAACACCCUAGGCUGCAUCCUGCUCCACAAGCCUGCAGAUCCGGCGAAGCGACCGCUGGGGUUUCAAAGAGCUCGGUAUGUGACCUGAUGAGGUCAAUUUCAUGUCUGCCUCUGAUGCGUUCUUUGUCCAGAGAAAACAGAAAGUUAUGAAAGACUUCACUGAUGAACGUCCAAAACCCGUCAAGCGGUCCCGCAACCAUGACCCUGUUGUCGAGAACGUCGUUCAUGGAGCUUCGUCGCAUCAGAGUAUAGAGCAUCCCACUAUGUCUGAGAAUUCCAGUGGCUACAUGAACCAAGCACCGUCCAGAGAACUUGCUUCGCAGGUUCAGGUUGCCCCUUCUGCCCUGCAGGAAGGGACUAGUCACCAAAUGGCCAUUACUGAAUUCCGGGAUGCCCAUGAGGCCUUUGCAAUACAUGAAUAUACUUGGGAACCAUGCGACAUCUAUGGCAUCCUCCGCCAAAAUGCCCAAGUGGAUGUCGAUAUCACAGACAAUUUCCAGACCACAUAUCUCGAAUCCCUCAGGAUUUUCGAUGCUGCCAUCGAGAAGAUCGCGAAGGUACAUCCAUACGCAAAGAUGGCGCUGGGCUGUGCUGUCUGCUGCUUCCAAGGUUUGUGUGGUUUCGCCCUUAGUUUCAUCUCCUGGUCAGGCAGUCGUUGAUGAUGCGCAGAUUAUUCUUGCUCAAGCGGAUCGCAACCAAUCGCUACAUCGUCUUCUCGAAGAAAUUAGAUGAAGUUUACUGCUUCAUGACCCAAGACGACUCUCUUGACCAGAUCUCAUCCAUGCACAUUAUCAUCGGACGGCAUCGCUCAGCAGACUCAAGAGUGUGGAUGUUUUAUCAGGGACUACUCGGAGACCCAGAGCUAUUGGGAGAGACUCAAGAAAAAUGUUGUAUCGGAAACGGAUGUCAUGAUUAC
Molecule: messenger RNA, 930 nt
Organism: Suillus paluster
Lineage: Eukaryota; Fungi; Basidiomycota; Agaricomycetes; Boletales; Suillaceae
Exons: 6
Coding region: 116-673 (185 amino acids)
Source: RefSeq, a predicted model, not a curated record